AUGACGACGGGCGACUGUGCUCUUUACGCCGAGCUGCUCACCAAUAUCCGCCAAAUUUCCCUAGCCGCAUCUCUACCUUCGCCAUGUGAUGCAUCAACCCAGAUUUCCAUCUCGUCCGAUUGCAGGACGAUCCAGCUCCAACAUCGCGGCAUCACAAGCUCCUUGGUUCUGCCAGCCAAGGUAUCUCGCGGCAGCACGCUGCUCCCAAUCCAAGACAAACAAAAAGGCAGCACAUCAGUCUCAUGGCGUCUCCUUCUCGAUACCGCGGUGGCACCGCAGGCGCAUCAGGUCGAUCAGAUACCCUGGUCGGCCACCGAUUUAGAUCCGAGCUCCGGUGUAACCUGUAGACACUGUACCGCUGGUAUUGUUGGGCAGGGCUCCGUCAAGGUUUGGAAAGAUCUCCCCAGCGAGAACUGGGCCGAGAUGAUGGAAUUUUGGCAUUGUCACAAGCCUGACCAUCAUCACCAUAACCAAGGGAAUGGGACCGGAAAGGCGGAUGAAGCAAGUCUUGCUGCGAGGGGGUACGGCGCUUCCUCCAUUAUAACCGCUCAGACCGGUGUCGGGUUUGUGGAUUUGACAACAUUUUUGUUUGAAGAAAGCGACUGCCGAAACCUGACGUUCUCCCUCUCUACUUAUGACCAAGGUUCCGUGGAUAGGCAAAGCCUACCUCUGGAGACCGAUUCGUCGAAAUUACCCCGUAACCUGAACGUCUUUUGUUCAAGCUGCCGCACCCAGCUGGGGUUCUUCAACUUCCGGAGCUCUGCGGUCACCCUGCUCAAGUGGCAGGUCUCCUGCAGCUCUAUCUCCUCUGCCUCACCCGGCAUCCCAGAGUGCCUAGCAGCCACAUUGAUCUCAACGAUUUCGCGAUCUGGCUCCUCAAAAUCCUUGAUAACCGCCGCAGACGGGGUCACGCCAGGCGAGAGUGACAGCCCUGAGCUAGGGGAAUCGGCCAUCCAUAUCUGGGUACUCAACAGUAGCAUUGUGUAUUCCUCCAGCGGCAUUCCCCAAUCCACGCCAGCCAUUAAACUUCUUUACCGACCGCUGCCUCUGGAGGACGCGGAUAAGAUGCUUGCGAGUGUGACUUGCGAGUCGCAAGAGAUUUGUCUGCCGGCGGCAGCCAGACGAGAGAUUAUCCGACAUCUGGAAGCGAGUAACGGGCUUUUGCCACCCACCGAGCGCAUGUUUAAGGAAUGGAAGGUUGGGCUGUUGACCAGGGGUGAUGGAACCGCAGCGGCGAGGUGA
This is a messenger RNA of Dichotomopilus funicola, 1242 nucleotides long. Its product is annotated as nipped-B-like protein A. The transcript has 2 exons. Gene Ontology annotation, cellular component: nucleus; ubiquitin ligase complex; cytosol. Gene Ontology annotation, molecular function: ubiquitin conjugating enzyme binding; cyclin binding; ubiquitin protein ligase activity. The record is from RefSeq and is a predicted model, not a curated record. Gene Ontology annotation, biological process: proteasome-mediated ubiquitin-dependent protein catabolic process; protein polyubiquitination; protein monoubiquitination. NCBI's taxonomy places the organism in Eukaryota, Fungi, Ascomycota, Sordariomycetes, Sordariales, Chaetomiaceae. Bases 1 to 1242 code for a protein of 413 amino acids.